This is a messenger RNA of Salvia miltiorrhiza (redroot sage), 1703 nucleotides long. RefSeq lists its product as uncharacterized. The record is from RefSeq and is a predicted model, not a curated record. The transcript has 10 exons. NCBI's taxonomy places the organism in Eukaryota, Viridiplantae, Streptophyta, Magnoliopsida, Lamiales, Lamiaceae. The coding region runs from base 507 to 1379 and encodes 290 amino acids.
UUGGCUUUUUAGUGGUAAUGAUUUUGUUGUGCUUAUUCUUUUUGUCAUGCAAAGAUGGUAACAUAAUGUGCAUGCCUUUCUCUUUCCUUUUUUGAGAGCUUUUAUGUUUCAUAGAAUACAUCUCAAUGGAUGGAAUGAAACCCAUCAUUUGAUUUUUCAUAAUACAGUGAACCCACUAAAAAGUUUCCUUUGAUUGCGCAAUUAAUCUUCCCUGUUCAUGUAAAAGCCCCAAAAAAAUUCAAUCUUUUUUCCUUUUUUUAACCUUUUAGGGUUCCUAAUUCCUAUAGUUCUUGUGGCUGGUUUGAGGGAGUGGAGACUUUAAAUUGUUGUAUUUAAUCGAGAGAGAGGAUUAUGGAAUGAUUAGAGGUUGAAUUAGAGAAGCCAAGCAUGGGUUGGAGUAAUUAUUGGAUUAAAUUUGCAUUGUCAAACUGCUUUUCAUAUUAUUCAUAUCCCUUUUUGUGGCAAAGGGUGUGGGAAUCUGAUCUCCCAAAUUUCCGAUUUCUCUGAUGAAAUUAAGGCGAAGAAAAUGUAUACCUUCUUGUGCCUCUCACCAAGGAGUUGAUGGAGAUGAACUUUACUGGGACGGGAAGAAACGAGACAAAGAAUCAGCAUGGUCACAUAAUUCUGCUCACGUAAUAUCACAGUUAGCUCAGUGCUUUACUAAUGCUAUGGUUGGACCACGAUCAUGGGUAGGAGGAUUCUUUAGCCGCGCCAACAAUAGAAGAUUUGGAAGCUCCCAAUUUCUCGACUACAAUUUGACCCCUAUGCAGGAAGAAAGACUACAAAGCCUUAAACAACGUCUAGGAGUACCUUAUGAUGAGACGCGGAGCGAACAUCAGUCUGACUCCAUUGCCAGGAAGCUCUUCAAGCCUUGUGGGAUGCAGCCUUCCCGGAUGUUAAGCUUAAAGGUCUGGUAUCCGAGCAGUGGAAAGAUAUGGGCUGGCAGGGAGCAAAUCCGUCGACUGAUUUCAGGGGCUGCGGCUUCCUCUCACUCGAGAACUUGCUAUAUUUCGCCCGAACUUACCCGGUUACUUCUAAAGAAAGCUGGAGAGCGUUCGGAAUGGGAAUACCCUUUUGCUGUCGCUGGCAUUAACGUUUCAUUCAUGCUGAUUCAGAUGCUCGACUUGCAUUCAGAAAAGCCCAGAUGUCUUCCCGGAUUUAACUUUCUCACAUUAUUAGGAGAAGACGAAGAUGCAUUCGACAUCCUCUAUUGUAUCGCUUUCACGAUGAUGGACGCUCAAUGGCUUGCCAUGCAUGCUUCAUACAUGGAGUUCAAUGAAGUGCUGCAAGUAACAAGAACACAAUUGGAAAGAGAAUUGUCUUUAGAAGAUGUUCGUAGAAUACAGGAUUUGCCAGCUUAUAACUUUUUGUUUCAGUAGUUAUAUAUACAUAUAUAUAUAAAUUCUUCUUCUAUUUGCUCUGUUUUCAUGGUGUAUGUAGAGAUGCACCGGGCAGAUCAGUUUACCCGGUGCAGCAUUUUCCGUCUGUUUCGGGCUUAAGCUCGAUACAAGACGAGUCGGAUCAUGUGGAUGCCUGCGGAUGUGACAUUGGAUGUAAAUCUUUAAUUCAUCAGUUGUAGCAUCUAUGAGAUCGAGGCAUCCGAUGUACAAUACAUGACAUCUUAUCAUUGUAGGUGCGGUCUUUCUGUUGUAAAUUUAUCAUAAAAAGAUAACACGCUCGUACAAUAAUUCCUUCAUCUUUGA